AACAUUUAAAUAUUUUAAAUUAUUUUUUAAAUGUAAAAACUGUAUAUUUUUUCUCAUUGUAAUUUAAAAGAGUAAGUUGUUUUGCGAGUUAUCUUUGUGUUUUAAGACAUCAUAAAAUAUCAACGUUUCGUAAACAUUACAGUUAAUUCCAUUAGAGCGAGAGCAGCCUAAUACUUAGUUUAUCAAGCUAUCUUUCACCAAAAUAAAGUGGACUAUAAUGUUUGUCAAAGAUAUGAAAAUAACCCGCGUAGCAAUUUACUUUAAAGCAAAUAUCCGUGAAAACUUGAAGAGUAUGCUUAUAGCUUAUUUAUUUUUUAUAGAUUGUUGUUGGACCGCGUAACGAAAUAUUGGACAUUGUACCAGAAUGGCCUGGAAGUGAAUACGAUAGCCGUAUAUUCCAAAACUCAUGCAUAUACAGAGCGCCAAUUAAAUGGAAUGCUUAUUGGUGAUGCUGAAUAUCCGUCGUUGUCAUUUUUGCUCAUGCCAAUUAACAAUCCUGUUACUGAUAAAGAAAUAAGUUACAACAUAAUCCUUAACAGAACAAGAGGAAUUGUGGAAAGAACUUUUGGUGUUUGGAAACGUAGAUUUCCGUGCUUAUCAAAAGGAUUGAGCACAAAGUUAUUGACAUCUACAACAAUUAUUGUGGGAUGUGCUGUUUUACAUAAUUUAUCGUUAAUUUUGAACGAUAAAUUAGAAGAUGAUGACGAAGAAGUAGAAAAUUUGAAUGACGAUGUUCCAGUUCCUCAACCUCAUUGGCAACCUGGGGAUGGUUUCAUCAUAAGAAAUGCUUUAAUUGAACGGCUUUUUAGAUAAAUAAAGAAAAAGGCAAAUCAAU
This is a messenger RNA of Solenopsis invicta (red fire ant), 835 nucleotides long. Its product is annotated as putative nuclease HARBI1. Lineage: Eukaryota; Metazoa; Arthropoda; Insecta; Hymenoptera; Formicidae. The transcript is spliced from 2 exons. The record is from RefSeq and is a predicted model, not a curated record. The coding region runs from base 436 to 813 and encodes 125 amino acids.